AUGGUAACCUAUGGAUCAUCUGAAAAAUGUACUUCAUGUCAAAAGACUGUUUAUUUAACUGAAAAGAUUGUAGUUGAAGACAAGGAAGAGAAAAAGACAUUCCACAAGGUUUGUCUAAAGUGUUCACAUUGCAAGGUUACACUCAGUCUCGGUAACUAUGCUUCAAUGAAUGGCAUUUUCUAUUGCAAGCCACACUUUAAGCAACUCUUUGCCACCAAGGGUAACUAUGACGAAGGUUUUGGCAAGGAAAAGCACACCACCAACUGGUCUGCCCAAUCUGCUGGUGCUGCUCCAUCCUCUUUUGUUCCAGUUGAGAAAUCGGCUGUUGAAAAGAAUCAAACCACUGCCAACCCAGAUGUCGCCAAGAAGUUUACUGUUGGUAGCUCUGAAAAAUGUACAUCUUGUGAAAAGACUGUCUACGCCACUGAAAAGGUUGUCCUUGAAGAAACUGAUAGUCGUAAAAUUUUCCAUAAGGCUUGUUUGAAAUGUUCAGAAUGUAAGAUUAAUCUUACAUUGGGUACCAUUUCACAAGUUGGUGGAUCUCUAUUUUGUAAGGUUCAUGGAAAGGCUCAAAACCAAUCUCAACCAAAUGACAGCAAGCCAUCAGUUGUCUCUACCGGACCAGCAUCAUUUGUUCCAGUCGAAAAGACUAGCAUUGAAAAGAACCAAACCACAUCCAACCCAGAUGUCGCCAAGAAGUUUACUGUUGGUAGUUCUGAAAAAUGUACAUCUUGUGAAAAGACUGUCUACGCCACUGAAAAGGUUGUCCUUGAAGAAAGUGACAGUCGUAAAAUUUUCCAUAAGACUUGUUUAAGAUGUUCAGAAUGUAAAGUUAUUCUUACAUUGGGUACAGUUACUCAAUCAGAUGGACAACUUUAUUGCAAGACCCAUGCCAAGCUCCCAACCAAGAGAAACGAUAACCCAUUCCCAUACUUGGAAAAGAAGGAAGCCUACGUACCAUCGGUUGAAAAGGUAGAACAAGAACAAGCUGCCGCUCAAGAAAGUGAAAUGGAACGUUACAAGAGAUUGACUGAAAUGAAAUAUGUUGAAGACGUACAACCAAAGAGACCAACUUACCAAGAACAACAAGAAAAGGUAGAACAAGAACAAGCUCAAGUUGAAGAAGAAAAGAAGGAGGAAGAAAACAAGGAGGAACAAGAGGAAGAAGAAAAGGAGGAAGAAAAGAAAGAGGAAGAACAAGUUGCUGUUCAAGAGGAAGAAAAGAAAGAGGAAGAAGAAGAAGAAAAGAAAGAGGAAGUUGCUGUUGAAGAAGAAGAAAACAAGCAAGAUGAUGAAUAA
Molecule: messenger RNA, 1299 nt
Organism: Cavenderia fasciculata
Lineage: Eukaryota; Evosea; Eumycetozoa; Acytosteliales; Cavenderiaceae
Product: LIM-type zinc finger-containing protein
Exons: 3
Coding region: 1-1299 (432 amino acids)
Biological process (GO): actin filament bundle assembly
Cellular component (GO): actin cytoskeleton; plasma membrane
Molecular function (GO): actin filament binding
Source: RefSeq, a predicted model, not a curated record